Penicillium waksmanii is the source of this 825-nucleotide messenger RNA. RefSeq names its product zinc-binding dehydrogenase. The record is from RefSeq and is a predicted model, not a curated record. Gene Ontology annotation, molecular function: zinc ion binding; oxidoreductase activity. The coding region runs from base 1 to 825 and encodes 274 amino acids. The transcript has a single exon. Lineage: Eukaryota; Fungi; Ascomycota; Eurotiomycetes; Eurotiales; Aspergillaceae.
AUGCUUUUUUGGCAACGACCUAUAACACUCGGUCACGAGAUCGCUGGCAAGAUUGUUACGCUCGGACCAGAUGUGACCGAGUUCAGCAUUGGUGAAAGGGUUGUUUCUGGCCUUGGCGUGGACCAUCCUCUCACAUUUCAAGAUGUGACCACCUCCCCCGGAAUUGGUUAUGAUGGUGGAUAUGCAGAAUACGCUGUCUUCAAUGUCCCGAAAAUGUUGCGGAUUCCUGACAGCGUGACUUUCGCUCAAGCCGCCGUGGCUACUGACGCCAUCGCCACUGCCUAUCAUGCAGUUGUGGUGGAAGGUCGUGUUUCUUCGUCUUCCACCGUUGCUAUAAUCGGCCUCGGUGGGCUUGGCCUCUCGGCUGUUAGCCUUGCACGUCUCAUGGGAGCAAAUGUGUACGGGUUUGAUAUCGACCCCAAGAAAUAUGUCUCCGCUCUACAAGCUGGAGCGUUAACGUGCGCUAAAAGCCUGGACAAGUUUUCGGGAAUUCGCUUCGAUGUGGUGGUGGAUUUUGCCGGUGCAGGCGUUACUACCUCUGCAGCCGUGAAGGCCGUGAAGUCUGGUGGGCGAAUUAUCCUUGUUGGCCUUGCGGCCAAAGAGGCUACGCUAUCUACCUAUGAUUUUGUUGCCCAAGGUGCCCAUUUGAUAGGAUCUGCUGGUUCGUCUGUAGAGGAAGUUAGGAAAGUGCUUGAGCUUAUCGCAGCGGGAAAGAUUGAUCCACUCAUUGAGGAAAUCCCUUUCGCCGACAUUCCGAAGGGGCUCGACAGGCUAUCUCACGGUGGCGCACUGGGAAGGUUAUAUGCUGACCCGAGCAAGGCUUGA